AUGCGCUCCAGGAGAGCCAACAUAUUUCUCCUUCUCAUUUGUGUUUGUGUUGUCUACUACUGGACGCGGUCAAAAUCAAAAUCCGCGUCAAGCAACGCACCGACACCACACUUCGAUCCCCAGGUAGCGUUGCAGGAUGCGCGCCGGCAGAAGUUCCGGACAUCGGGGCAUGUAUAUCGUUCCGAUGGAUUACUUGAGGUCAACCCGAAUGGUACCCAUCCGAUCUUCGACCUAAUAACAAAAGCGGAGGCGGCCUGGCAGAAGAAAUUAAGAAAAGCAAGUGCGACAUUUCAAGAAGCAGUCGAGGAAUACGUCCAUCGCUACCAUCGACCUCCGCCAAAGGGAUUUGAUAAAUGGUGGGAGUAUGUACAGGAAAACAAGGUGCAGCUACCUGAUGAAUACGAUGUCAUCAAUGAGCGCCUCGAACCGUUCUGGGGAAUUCGCCCUCUGGACCUCCGGCGCAUCAUGUCUGACUGGGAGGAUCACAGCGAUGUUCCAGUUAUGGUCUUCGGUAAAGCCACCGGCAAACCAAUCAGGAUAUUGAAGAAUGGAAUGCCAGAAGCACAGGCCGACAUGUUCGCUGAAGCGCUCCGAGAGCGUCUCAACAUAAUGCUGGACAUCGAAGAUGAUCUUCCGGAGUUUCGAGCUAUCAUCUCACCCGGUGAUACACCAAAUCUGCUUGGAGAUUGGGAGCUACUUGCAGAAGCACGGGAGGCAGCAAGAAAGGGAACUUUCAUCGAUAUUGAUGGACCACCACCGUUGAAGCACGGUUGGUUGGCUGCAUGUGAACCAUCCACCCCGGCCCAUAGGCGUCCUUUUGAUUUUUAUGCACCUGUUCCAGCGGAAAUCCUGCAAAGGAAGAAGAAAACAUUCGUACGCGAUCACAAAGCAACAAUGAAUCCAUGCAAUCACCCUUCGCACUUCUUCCUCGGCGGCCAAUUUCUAUCCCAUUACGAAGGACCUUCACCGCACCGUGUGUUGGUCCCGCAAUUCUCGUCCUCAACUACACUCAUACACUACGACUUGCUACCGAUCCCUCCAUCAGGUUGGGGAGAAGAGCGGCGCGAUGUCCCUUGGGAACACAAGUACGACGAGCGUCUGCUCUGGCGUGGAGUGAAUACCGGUAUGAUGUGCACGCCGCACACUCACUGGCGGCAAUCGCAGCGCUUUAGGCUCGUAGAAAUGGCGAACUCGGUGGAAGGAGAGAUCGUUGUUUUGCCUCCUCCGAGGGAAGGUGAGCAGCUGAAACCUAUCGGAGAAGGGGUGAAGUGGCCGAAAGCACGGAUCAAUCCCGCGAUCAUGGAUAUCUCAUUCGCUGGUACUCCUGUGCAGUGCGAAGAACCUACAUGCGAGGAACUCAGAAAUCAUUUUGAUUGGAGAAAGCGGAUGGACACUCAGGAAUCAAGCAGGUAUAAAUACGUGAUUGAUGUUGAUGGUAAUGGAUGGUCAUCACGCUUCAAGCGUCUCAUGGCCAGCAACUCUCUGAUUUUCAAAGCGACUGUAUAUCCGGAAUGGUUCGCUGACCGCAUACAACCAUGGGUACACUAUGUCCCAAUCAACUUUGAUUACUCAGACCUACACGACGCAUUCAUCUUCUUCAGAGGCGAUAUCUCGGGCGAAGGCAACCAUGACGACCUAGCUAAGAGGAUCGCACUCGCUGGGAGCAAAUGGGCGAGCACUUUCUGGCGCCAGGAAGAUGCUACCGCGUAUAUGUAUAGGUUAUUAUUGGAAUAUGCGAGAGUUAUUAGCCUCGAUCGAGAUGCAAUGUCGAUGAAUCUUGCGGAAUACGGAAUUUAG
Molecule: messenger RNA, 1797 nt
Organism: Fomitiporia mediterranea MF3/22
Lineage: Eukaryota; Fungi; Basidiomycota; Agaricomycetes; Hymenochaetales; Hymenochaetaceae
Exons: 6
Coding region: 1-1797 (598 amino acids)
Source: RefSeq, a predicted model, not a curated record